Molecule: messenger RNA, 2259 nt
Organism: Plasmodium relictum
Lineage: Eukaryota; Apicomplexa; Aconoidasida; Haemosporida; Plasmodiidae
Source: the annotation of a RefSeq genome assembly
AUGAUAUUAAAUAAUAUUUAUUGUACUAAAGAAUUAAUAAUAAUUUUUAUUAAAGCAGAAUAUUUAGCAUUAAAAUAUAAUAAUUAUUUUAUAAUGCCUAUUCAUUUAAUAUUAAGUUUAUUAUUAACAAAUAAUUUAUGUACAAAAUUAUUGCAAAUAAAUAAAAAUUUAAUAAAUAAAAAAUUAAUAAAAUUUUUAUUAAAUAAAUAUAAAUAUAUUAAUAAAAAUAUUAUAAAUACAAUUUAUUCUAAUAAAAUUAUUAAUAUAUUAAAAACAUUAAAUAAUUUUAAUUUUAAAAUAAAUUCUUUUAGUUUAUUACUAAUAUUAUUAAAUGAAAAUAAUUCAGAUAUAAAUUAUUUAUUAAAAUAUUUAAAUAUAAAUUUUAAAAAUUUAUAUUUAACUUAUAUAAAUAACAAUAUAUUCCCUAAAAUAAUAAAAGAAAAAUUAAAUGAAAUUUUUCAUAAUAAUUUAAAUAAUAUAUAUAAAUCUAAUAUAAAUUUUUAUAAAAAACAAUAUAUACAAUUAUUGCAAAUUUUAAAUUUAAAAAUUAAAAAACACAUAAUAUUAUUAGGAGAUGAAAAAAAUAUAUUAUCAUUUAUUCAAUUAUUUAUAAAAAAUAUAAAUAAUAAAAUAGUUCCUAUAUAUUUACAAUAUACUGAAGUAUGGAUAUUAAAAGAUUUUUUAAAUUAUGAUAUUCAAUAUUUAAUAUCUAAAAUAUUAAAUAUAUCUAAAUUUUUUAUAAAUAAUAAAUAUAAAUUAAUUUUAAUUAUAAAAAAUAUUGAAUUAUUUUAUAUAGAAAAUAAUGAUAAUAAAAUAAAUAAUAAAUUAAAUUAUUUAUAUUUAUUAUUAGAAAAAAUAAAUAAAUAUAAUAUACAUAUUAUAAUUAUUACAGAUAAAAAUAAAUAUAAUUAUUAUUUUAAAGAUAAUAUAAAAAAUUUAUUCUUUUAUAAUAUUGAAAUAAAAGAAUUAUCUAUUUUACAAACAUUUUUAAUAAUAAAAAAUAAUAUAAAUUAUCAUAAAAUAAAUAUUAAUAAUUAUUUUAUAUAUGAAUUAAUAAAUUUAAGUAAAAAAUAUAUAAAAGAAUCUAUUUUACCUAUAACACCUUUAAUUAUAUUUGAAAAUUUAUAUUCAAAAAAAUAUUUAAUAACACAUAAAAUUAAAUAUUUAAAUUUAAAUUAUUUAUUUACUAAAAAAAUAAAUUUAUAUAAUAAUAAAUUAACAAUAGAAGAUAUUAAAAAUUCAAUAGCUGAUUAUUUAAAUAUAUCAAAAAUAAAAUUAUUUAAAAAUAAUAAAAUAACUAUACAAGAUUUUAAAAAAUUAGAAAUUAAUUUAUAUAAAAAUAUACAUGGUCAAAAUCAUAUAUUUAAUAAAAUUUUACCUUCUAUAAAACAAAAUUUAUUAGGAUUAAAAUCUAAAAAUAAACCAAUUGGUAGUUGGAUUUUAUGUGGACCAAGUGGAACAGGUAAAACUGAAUUAGCAAAAAUAUUAGCCAAACAAUUAUUUGGUUCAGAAACAGAAUUAAUAAGAUUUGAUAUGAGUGAAUAUAUGGAAAAACAUUCUAUCUCUAGAUUAAUUGGUUCUCCACCAGGUUAUAUAGGUUAUUCAGAAGGAGGACAAUUAACAGAACAAGUAUAUAAAAAACCAUAUACAAUAAUUUUAUUUGAUGAAAUUGAAAAAGCUCAUCCUGAUAUAUAUAAUAUAAUGUUACAAAUAUUAGAUGAAGGUAGAUUAACUGAUACUACUGGUAAAUUAAUAGAUUUUACAAAUACUAUAAUUUUAUUAACUAGUAACUUAGGAUGCCCUAAAAAUUAUGAUAUGUAUUUAAAAAAUAAAAAUUAUUUAUCAAAUUUUGAUUUAGAACAAAUAAAUAAAAAUAUAAAAUUAAGUAUUAAUAAUUAUUUUAAACCAGAAUUAUUAAAUAGAUUAACUAAUAUAUUAAUUUUUAAUCCUUUAAAUAUAAAUAAUUUAUUAUUAAUUUUUAAUAAAUUUAUACAAGAAUUAAAAAUAAAAUUAAAUCUAAAUAAAAUAAAUAUUAAUAUAUGUAUACAUAAUAAAAUUAAAUAUAUCUUAACUAAAAUAUCAUAUAAUCCUUUAUAUGGAGCUCGUCCUUUAAAAAGAAUAUUAGAAUUAAUAUUUGAUAAAUCUAUAAGUGAUUUAUUAUUAAUUUAUAAUAAACAUUAUUUUUUACAAAAUAAAUAUAUAUUAUAUUAUUAUUUAAAUAAAUAUUAUAAUUUAAGUUAUAAUAUUUAUUUAUCAUAA